AUGCUGCUGCAGCUGCGAUUGGUCAUCCAUGAGCGCGGACCUCCAAAACAGCUGGCAAGAACGGGGUUUUCAUCGCGCACCCAUCCGGAUCUACGUAUGGGAGUUUUAAAGGUAGUGGCCCAGCCGGCUGCGCGCUGCAUCUUCCUGUCUGAGCGCUCGAGGGUUCUUGGUAACGUACUUAUACCUCACCUAUGCUCUGGAUCUUGGCCGUCCGUCCACCACCGAUAUCGGACGUAACCCACGGCUUUGUUUGAUACAGCCCAUGAUGAUUACCCCCAUUACGUCGACGUCGUCAUUUCUUGCGCCCUCGGUCCUCUUGUCUCUGGCAGGCUAUGUGUGUGGACUACCGACCAUCAUAUCACCGACGAACGAUACGAUAGCCGAGCCGCCGUGGAUGAGGGAUCCGGAUGGGCGAGGAACCAUAGGACUUCUGCUAUCCUGCGUCCUGACUCUGGGUCUUUGUGUUUGGACUGCUGUGCAUCUGAACGUGGACCCAUGUGCAUCGCACAGCCAGUUAUUCUGGCGGAAGUGUCUAUGGGUGGUAAUCGGGCUGUUUUCCCCGGAGAUCGUUUUGGUCAGCUCCUACGAGCAGUGGCAGCAGGCACGGUCCCUGCAUAGGAAAGUGAAGCGGCGCGUCGAACCUCUGUCGGAGGAGAUUUGUUCUUCGACUGAGAUCGAGAAUGCUUCCGUGCUGGAAAAGACAUCGGGGAUCAUCACCAAAGGAUGGCAAAACAUGCAAGGGAUAUACAGAAGUUUUCGUUAUACAGAGGACGAACACCUCUUUGGAAUGACAUGUAGUUUCUUCAUCGUCAUGGGAGGCACAACCAUCCCUAAGGGCCGGGACGGUUCACAAUGCACCUUGACACCCGAGGGGUUCGAAUACCUACUGGAUGUUGGUGUCUUGAAGCCUUCUUGUGUAGACACAGCUACGAUAUUGGACAAAGGCAAAGCCGACUUCCUGGCUAAAUUUCUAGUUUGCGUCCAAGCUGCGUGGAUGAUACUGCAGUGCAUACUGAGGAAGAUGAACGACUUACCCGUCACCCUUAUCGAGCUGAACGCACUGUUCCACGUCGUCAUCGCCCUGUUUAUGUACUUUUUCUGGUGGGAGAAGCCCCUAAAUAUCGGCGAGCCCAUUAAAGUCAGCAUGGAUCCGGACCUAGCGGAUAUCCUCUUCGCGCUCGACGUGCGACGAUCCCUGGGCAUCACCGUCCGUCUGAGCACCGACGAGCUCCCAGUUUUCGAUGCGCAGCGCCUCCAGCGGAACGCGCCAACGAUAUACGCCGCCAUACCGAUACUCCUUCCGAUCUACAAGACCGGAUUUAUGAACGGAUCUCAAGAGGAUAAUUUGGCCGGGGGGGACCGGAAGUGGGCGCUGUGGGAUCUGGCAAGGGCUAAGCGGCGAUUGGACAAAAGAACCCAGGGAAACAUCAUCAUGCUCCUGCCGGGGCAGUCGAUCGAGGAGCCCGAUAAGCCGAUCGAGGAAGAGGUGGAAGGGUCGGAGGCGGGAGAUUCUGAAACGGGAGAUUCGGAGAUGGGAGAAGGGGAGAAGGGGAACAUACAAACCACGCUGAGAGAAAUAAUCAGCGAGAAGCGAAUGGAUGAGAGUCAAGGGCAGGAGGCUGAGCCGCGGCAGAGAGCAAGAGCGCUAGUCACCGGACACGAAAAACAAACCGUCACACUCACCGAGUCGGAACUCGAGAUGUUAUUCUCGGCGGCCUGGGCGCUGUCGAGUGAUAAGUACGAGAGAAUAAAGUCGGAUUACGAAGACUACGCGUGUGGCAAGGGAUUUCUAAAGAAAUCAAGGGACGACGAUUUCCGUGUCCAUCGGAUCAAGAAUCUGCAUUUCGACAUGGACAUAGUCCUCUCCGAGAUCAACGGCUUCAAUGAUCCGCACAUAAUAUUGUCGAUUCUGAAUAUUUUAUAUGGCGCCGCCCACGCGAGUGUAUGGAACACGCACUUCCCGACGCCGCUGGAGAAGUGGAUGUGGCGCUGGUCGUGCUUCAUGUUGCUUCUCCCGACGAUCGUGACGACGGCGAAAUGGGUGACGCAGCAGCUGCCGACAAAACAUAUGGACUACUAUGUCAACCGCGCGGUGCAGAUAUUGCUGCAUCCUGUGCUGGUGGUGUACUUUUGUGCCAGGGUCUUUGUCGUCGUCGAGAGUUUUAUCAGCGUCAGGAGUCUGCCCCAGGGAAGCUACAAGACUGUCGAGAUUAGUGAGUAUUGGCCACAUUUCUGACCCGGGGGAGGGGGG
Molecule: messenger RNA, 2251 nt
Organism: Tricharina praecox
Lineage: Eukaryota; Fungi; Ascomycota; Pezizomycetes; Pezizales; Pyronemataceae
Exons: 8
Coding region: 263-2236 (657 amino acids)
Source: RefSeq, a predicted model, not a curated record